AUGUUGCUCACUGAUAUACUUCUGAUAUUUCUCGUGACACUGAUAUUCGUGUACUUUUUGGUCUUGAAUUCUCGCUAUUUGUAUUUUAAACAACGUGGCAUUCCAAGUCCUCCACAUCAUUUUUUCUUCGGUCAUUACAAGUCCAUUUGGUCGAGUCCUCUGUUAACUCAUCAAUUUCAAAAAUGGACUCAACAGUUCGGUUCGAUCUAUGGCUUAUUUGAAGGUACACGUCCAUUAUAUGUUGUUUCCGAUGUUGAAUUUCUUCAAGAAGUAUUCAUUAAGCAAUUUUCAUCGUUUCAUUCGCGACGUCUACCAUUCAUUCUUCAAAAGUCAGCCGGGAAUAAAGUUCAUCUAUUGAGUGCCGAUGGAGUGAAAUGGCAUCGUCAACGACAUAUUAUUAAUCCGGCAUUUACGUCGGGUAAACUCAAAUUGAUGACUUUCAAAGUUCAUGAAUGUGUCGAUUCGUUGAUCAACAAAUUAGCUGAACAUUGCGAUCAACAAUUUAAUAUCUAUCUUCUCUACAAACGAUUGACGAUGGAUGUAAUUUGUCGCUGUGCAUUUGGAGUUAUCACAGAUAUGCAGAACGAUAUUGAAAAUGAAUAUUUUGCGAAAUCUGAAGGAUGUGUAGCAGAAAAUCUAGAAGGAAAUCUUUUGAUUCGAUUGGGACAUUUGAUGCCGUGGCUUAUUCCGUUUCUCACUUAUAUUAUGAUUGGACAAGUUCUAUUCAAACGUCUAAUGCAUAAGUUCAUACCGAGUAUUGAAGAAAUGCCUCGAUUUUGGCUCAUAGAACGUGUACGAUAUUUAGCUGAUAUGCGUAUAUCAUCCUCUCUCAAGAGUGAAACAAAACAUCAAACCGAUUUACUUCAAUUAAUGCUUGAUGCUGCCACACGAGACCACACCAAGGAUAACAUGUCGAAACUACUUCAUUUCGAUGAAGUGAUCACUAAUAUAUAUUUAUUCAUGAUUGCUGGCUAUGAAACAACAUCGACAGCACUGGCCUAUUCGACUUAUAUUUUGGCUAAAGAACCUCUGAUUCAACAGAAACUUCAACAUGAAAUUGAUCAAUGCCCGGAAACUGAUAAUGAAUAUGACCGUGUUCACAAUAUGAUUUAUCUCGAUUGGUUUGUACGUGAAGUUUUACGAAUGUUUCCCAUUGCACCACAAGCCAUGUCAAGAGAAUGUAAUACAACUACGGUUGUUUGUGGUCAUUCUGUUGAGCGAGGUAGUGUUAUUCAACCAGAUGUGUUGACUAUUCAUUAUGAUCCUGACUUAUGGGGUCCAGAAGAUCCAAAAAUAUUCUUUCCAGAACGACAUUCAGUACCAAGACAUCCAAUGGCUUUCAUGCCGUUUGGUCUUGGUCCACGUAGUUGUAUUGGAAAACGAUUUGCUUUGAUGGAAAUGAAAAUGUGCCUUGCACGUCUACUGCAACACUAUUCAAUCUAUCCUGGCGACCACAUGGAAGAAAAAUUCAAGCUCAAAGACACUCUACUUAUUUUACAACCAGAAAAUGUCUAUGUGGAAAUUAAAAAACGUUCAUUAUAA
This is a messenger RNA of Rotaria socialis, 1542 nucleotides long. The record is from the annotation of a GenBank genome assembly. NCBI's taxonomy places the organism in Eukaryota, Metazoa, Rotifera, Eurotatoria, Philodinida, Philodinidae.